CUUUUACCACGCAUGAACGGAACCAUCUUCCUCAGACAGCCAUGCAGAAUAGUGGCUUCUUGAUCGUGGCUGUGAUCGCAGCCGUGGUCGUUCUAACCUCGUCGACCCCUUUGAAGUUCGACGAGAACUUUCCGGUAGACACCUCGAUCUUAAUCUACCAACUGCCGUCCACGGUUAUCCCAAACAACUAUGACCUUGAAUUAGUACCGUUGUUCCAACGUGACGACGAGUCCAGUUUCAGUGGACAAGUCAACAUCAGCAUCUCAGUGGUUGAUUUAACAAAUGUGAUCAUUGUACACAACGAAAAUCUGAACAUCAACCAGUCAGCGACUUCGUUGUACAACGUCGAUAACCAGAGUUUUGUUGCUAUCGCUACUCAGACCUAUGACGAGGCCAGACAUUUUUGGAUUCUCAGUUUUACUGAAAAUCUUCCACUUGGAAAUUAUUAUCUUUACUUCAGCUUCGGCGGGGAAUUGUUAACAGAUAUGCGUGGACUCUACCGUAGUUCCUACCAAAUCGGAAAUGAAACCAGGUGGCUUGUGGCUACGCAAUUUCAGGCUACAUCGGCUCGUCGUGCCUUUCCCUGUUUCGACGAGCCUGGUUUGAAGGCAACCUUCAGUGUUCGCAUCGCACAUUUCAUAAAUCAAACUGCACUUUCGAACAUGCCCAACAUAUCUACUAGCGCUGCCGACGAAACAAUUGGAGGUCGUGUUUGGACACAGUUUGAGACAACGCCAGUGAUGUCGACCUAUCUCUUAGCCUUUGUCGUUUCGGAUUUCGAGAAGCUGAGUAGCGAUGACGGAUUCUUCGCCAUAUGGUCACGGUCCGAGGCACUUGAUACCGCCUCUUGGGCCCUUGAAACUUCGCAAGCAUGUUACCAGGUGUGUUUGAAUAUAUUGGGUGAAGAUCCCUGGCCUAAAAUCGACCAAGUAGCCGUUCCAGACUUCUCUGCGGGUGCAAUGGAGAACUGGGGAUUGAUCACCUACAGAGAGAGGUUGCUUCUUUGGCAAGAUGGCGAAUCUAGCACAACGGCUCGCGAGACCAUCAGUUCCAUCAUCAGUCACGAAUUUGCUCACAUCUGGUUUGGAAAUCUGGUAUCUCCAAAAUGGUGGGAUCAUCUCUGGUUCAACGAAGGCUUUGCUAGUUUCUUGGAAUACCGAGUACCGUCACUAACUACGUGGAUAUGGCGUUAUGCUGAAAGGGCAAUCACUGAUCAGCAGCUACCAGCCUUGAUUACUGAUUCUUUGGAAUCGACACGUCCGAUGACCAACCCCGUAGGUAGUCCCGAUGCGAUCUGGGGCAGCUUCGACACUAUCGCUUACUCAAAAAGUGGUUCCGUGCUACGCAUGCUCAACCGCGUGAUGAGAGAGGACCUCUUUGAACUUGCGCUGCGAAAUUACCUCAACCAAACAGCUUUUGGAACUUUUGAACCGAGUGAACUCUGGGAACAAAUGCAAAUCGUGGCAGACAGUUAUAGUGCGAUGCAGAACCAUAUGCCGAUCGCAACAAUCAUGGAGUCAUGGACAGAACAAGCCGGUUUCCCCCUGGUCACUGUUUUGAGAAACUAUUCAACUACCGUAGUGGCAUUCAGCCAGGAACGAUUCUUCAUGAAUCGCAACUCACCGACGGCUGACCCAGAAGCUCAAAGAUGGUGGAUCCCCAUCACGGUUGCUCUGGGAACUAACCCUACACGAUGUAACAGUGCCUUUAUACAACCCGACUGGCUUCGCGCUCAAGAUAAAGCUAUUAUGAUGAACGGAAUCGCGAACAAUACCUGGAUAAUAGCAAAUUGCCAAGGGAUAGGAUUUUACAGGACCAACUACGAUACUCAGAACUGGCGGAUGGUCAUCGACUACCUGAAGAGCUCGGACUACGACCAAAUCAAUGCCGUAAAUAGAGCCAUAUUGGUCGAUGAUUCACUUAACUUGGCACGUGCUGGGUACAUCGACUACUCAAUCGCUUUAGAUCUGCUAACUUACAUCGUAAACGACCUUGACUUCAUUGUGUGGCGCGCUGCCAUCGCUGAUAUUAGAUACCUCAAUACAAUCCUCGUGAGCAGUGAAAACUACGUUUCCUGGCAGGCAUUUUUGCAUGGCUUGAUUUCAAACGUCACAGAAACAUUAGGCUGGGUUCCUAAUACCGCAGACGACCAUCCUACCAGGAUCCAUCGUGAACAAAUUCUUAAUUUGGCUUGCCAGACUGAUUACCCGGGCGCUCGCUCCACGGCUGAAUCUCUUUUCGACUUGUGGAUCACCAACCCGCAGUUGAAUUCGGUCGACCCAGACUUGAGAUCAGUUGUGUAUUGUUGGGGUGUCAAAAGGGUCCCUGAAACAACCUGGGAUAUAAUGUGGAAUCGGUUCCUAAACGCUAGCCUGGCCACCGAAGAGACCUUGCUCCUGCGAGGAUUGGCAUGCAGUGAAAACCCGGAAAUACUUGAGAAAUACUUACGGAUAUCCAUUACACCGAAUUCAGGUAUCCGAUCACAAGACGUAUACACAGUGUUCUCAUCUAUUUUGACCAGUGGGCAAGAUAACGUUGACAUACUUUUGAACUUCAUCGGAAACUACUCAACAGACAUUGCUGAAUUCUACGGAGGAAUGGGUGACGUCACUAACAUGCUUGUUAGUAUUGCGGGUCGUGUCACCAACCAGCAACAGCUUGAAAAGUUACAAGCCCUCGUCAGCUCCGAAGAAUUAGGUGUGAGCUCUGCAGUCGUCCAGCGUACGCUUCAGACUGCCAAUGUAAAUCUGGAAUGGAUCUCGAACUAUGAGCCACUCAUCGCGGAAUGGUUAUCAGAAGAGGGCUUCAGUCCUGAUAGCACUGCUUCCCCUGUGGUCACAACGUUGCCUCCAGACGUAGAAACCACAACCCUUGAAAGCGGUGCCCCAGUUUUUACGUCCAGUUUAUUCCUUAUCUCAAGUUUUGUCGCUGUGGCGAUGAGUAACUACUUGAUUACGUAAAAUACUAAUCCGACUCGAUCACUCAUUCAAUAUACUGAACUAAAUCCAUCCUAGUCAAUCAUGUUACGAGAUACACAUAAAUACGCAUAUCCUUCGGAUGUGUAAAUACGUGUUUGCAAACUUUUAUUAUCUGCACAGUAUGCCGCAGAGUACAGACUCGGCUUCCUAUGUUCUUCCAUGACCACAAGCAGGCGCAAAGUGGAUAUUUACAAUUAGUAUACCACAUUGAAUGCUGUUGGAGGUGCAAUAAAUGCAAUCUUAUAUGUU
This is a messenger RNA of Diprion similis, 3227 nucleotides long. Its product is annotated as aminopeptidase N-like. Gene Ontology annotation, molecular function: metalloaminopeptidase activity; zinc ion binding; peptide binding. The transcript is spliced from 11 exons. Gene Ontology annotation, cellular component: cytoplasm. The record is from RefSeq and is a predicted model, not a curated record. Bases 42 to 2960 code for a protein of 972 amino acids. Gene Ontology annotation, biological process: proteolysis; peptide catabolic process. Lineage: Eukaryota; Metazoa; Arthropoda; Insecta; Hymenoptera; Diprionidae.